UGAUUCAAGGAUUAUGCUUAUGUUAUUCACUUUUUAUCAUUAUUAAAAUAUGAAUAUUGAUUAUAACCUUAUAUAUUUUUAAGGUUAUGAAGUAAUCUGUCAAAAAUUUAAGUUUUUAAAGAUUAAUUUGUUGUAAUUCACAGAAAAAAAUAGGAAAAUGAGUCGUGAGAAGCAAAAAAACUUGUUUUUUUCUUUUUUAUGUAAAACCUUGUUAAGAUAUAAUGUAUUACCCAAAAUUAUAACACAUUCCGCCAUUGUUAGCUAAUAACCUAUAAAUUAUCGCUCCCGCAAUUAAGCGUUGUAUGUUGUUGUAUGUACUACAUCAACCCGUACCCUAUAUCAACACCACUAUGAACGUUUAAAUUGUUAUUAUGAAACGCCGCGCAUACCAACGUACCAUUCACCAUUAAGUGAGCAAACGAUAAACUGUAUUGAAUUAUUAAUGUGCGCGCUGCGAGCCGCGUAUACGCCGUUGUCUUUUUCUCCGUUAUGGUGAAAUCAUGUUAAUGUAAAAAAUAUUGAUCGCCGAGGGUGGCCGCAAGCCAAGCGGGCAGGUACGCUUGUUGUAAGGUAUGCUGCUCUGCAUUCGCGUAUCCUUCUUCGCCGGUGCGGUCGCUGGUUUGUGGUUAGCGCCGUUCGCGGUUGGCGGCAAGCGAGUGAUUAGUCAAACCGAAACUAUUGUGGCGGCUGCACGCAUAUUCGGAACUAGGGUAUAAAAAAAUAACAAAACAAGUUGUUUGUUUAGAUUAUUUUAAUUAAAUGUGAAAGGAUAUUUUAAUAAAUAAAAAACAAGUGGUGUAGUAUUGCUCACUAAUUACCGAUUGAUUAAUUGAACUCGCCGUUACUGAGAAAUUAAACAACGUGUGUCAUCCACAAGCGCGACAAUGGCGUUGAGCGGCGCCUUGGCGAAAAACACACAGGACCGAAGCGACUUGGUCGCCUACUGGAGCGUCCCACUUUGCGACGGUAUGCACACAAUCGAAUUUGAGCAUGGAUCAACAAGUGGAAAGCGCGUUCUGCGGAUCGAUGGCAAGGAGAUCCUACGUCGCGAUUGGAUGUUCAAGUUGGUCGGUGACGAAAAGUUCACCCUCGGCAACGACCAAACUAAAUGCGAAUUGCGUGUCGAUCCACAACCGCACUUCACGUUCAGCUACAUGUUAUACGUAGACGGCAAGCCGUACGAAAAGUUUAUCGAGAAACAAAACAAAUUCCUGCGCUCCUGGGGCGUGCUGUUCAAUGGGAAUCGCUUCAGGGUCGUUUUCGAAAAGCAAACGCUUAACAUAUGGGUCAACGGGCAGUUAGUGGAGGCGGAGAACGCGUUUGUUCCGGACGGAACGGAAAUGCGGUUUUAUUUGGCCGACGCGCCAGCGACGAUUAAAUCUUCGGCUGAUAACAAGGCGGGCAUCGUGCAUAAUUUGUACGUUAACCAUAAACGUGUUGAGGAGGAUAGUGAACUGCCUGAUUGGAAGAAGUAGAUUUAUUGUAUUUUAUCAUGAAUAAAUGUUAUUUGUUACAUUUUUAACAAACUGUAAGAGAAUAGUGAAAGAAAGUGUCAUUUUGUUGUGUAAAUAAAUACAAUGUACUCAAA
This is a messenger RNA of Dalotia coriaria, 1588 nucleotides long. RefSeq names its product fas apoptotic inhibitory molecule 1. The coding region runs from base 885 to 1475 and encodes 196 amino acids. The transcript is spliced from 4 exons. The record is from RefSeq and is a predicted model, not a curated record. Lineage: Eukaryota; Metazoa; Arthropoda; Insecta; Coleoptera; Staphylinidae. Gene Ontology annotation, biological process: negative regulation of extrinsic apoptotic signaling pathway via death domain receptors; canonical NF-kappaB signal transduction; positive regulation of neurogenesis.